AUGAUUACUACAAUUAUCUCAUCUUUUGAAAUUUCUGAAAUCGCUUCUCUCUUAAUAAUUUUUUCAAUUAUCUACGUGACUCAUUUUUAUUAUCGUUAUUUUACUCGUAUUAAUCCUUUACCAGGUCCAUUACCACUUCCACUCCUUGGUAACUCUUAUCAACAAAUUGGAUAUGGAUUUAAUGAUUGGUUAUUAUCAUUACAUAAAAAAUAUGGUGAUAUGUUCGAAAUAAUUUUAGGAGGUGAUCGUUUUAUAGUAGUAGGUAGGCCAGAUUUAAUUGAUAAUAUGAUCUUACCUUCAACAAAGACUAAAUAUCCUAUUAGAUUACCUAAUUCGGAAGGAUUAAGUGAAUAUGGAAUGGAUGGAGGAGGAGUAUCAUUUAAUAAUGAUCUUAAAUCUUGGAAAUAUAAUCGUCAAUUUUUUACUCAAGCAUUGAUAACUCCAAGUUUUAAUCGUCAAGCUAUUGAAUGGACUAAUGAAUUAUGGAAAGAAAUGGAAAUUUAUUUUAAUAAUCUUGGAGAAGAUUAUGAAUUAGACCUUAUAAAAUGGAUGCGUAGAUUUACAAAUGAAAUGAUUUUUAAAAUAGCUACAGGAACAAAAAAUGAUGCUAUCGCCUCUUAUUAUAAUAUAUUAAUUAACGAUAAUAAAAAUACUUUAAAUGAAAAUGAAAAUGAAAAAUUAAAAGAAGCUAAAAAAUUUAUUGAAUCAGGUGAAACUUAUUUAGAAGGAAUGUUUUAUUUUUUCGCUUUUAAUAAGUUCACUCGUAAUAAUGUUCCAUUUAUUCGUGACAAAGUUAAAAAAUUAUUGAAAAAUAAAGAUUAUUUAUUUGAUAAAGUAUAUACCAUUAUAAAAGAAAGAAGGAUUGAAAUUGAAAAUACACCAUUAGAUCAACCACUUGGUCAAGAUAUGUUAACGUCAUAUAUAACCGCGAAUACACCACGUGAUAUCAACGGUGUGAAAAAUGCCGACCCUGAUUUAUUAAGACCGAUGACUGAUAAAGAGAUUUUUGGUAAUAUACUCGACGCAUUACUCGGGGGUACUGAUACCACAGCGAAUUUUAUUUGCAUUGUUAUAUAUUAUGUUGAACAUUAUCCGGAAGUGAAACAACGAUUGAUACAAGAAUUUGAUAGAGUUCUUGGAACCGACUUAACAAGACCAAUAACAAAUAAAGAUCUUGAUAAAUUAGAAUAUUGCGACGCAGUUACCAAAGAAAUAUAUCGUCACACUCCAAUAACUUUUAUUGUUGGUCGUAUAAAUUCUCAAGCUGAUAAAGUUGGAGGAUACGAUUGGCCAAAAGGAACUAAAUUUCAAGUUCUUGUUUCCGCAAUAAUGAAACAUAAGGAUUAUUGGACCGAACCUGAAAAAUUUGAUCCUGAUAGAUUUUAUAAAGUUGAAGAAAGUAAUAAAUAUUUACUUGAAAAGAAAAAAAUGUCAAGUAUUUUUCCAAUAUUUGGAGGAGGAAUUAGAAUUUGCCCUGGAAGAAAAUUGGCAAUCAUAGAAUUAAAAUGUGUAUUAAUGUCAAUUUAUAGAAAAUAUGAUAUUGAAUUAAUUGACAUGAAUGCUCCAUUAAUGUAUAAAUCUGAAAUACUUAACCUUUGUAAAGAAUUACCUGUUAGAAUUAAACCAAGAAAAUUUUAAAAAAUUUUAAUUAGUAGUGUAUAUAUUUUUGGAUUCAUUUCUUUUUCCAUUCAUUAAUGAUCAUUUAAUGAUAAUAUAUUUGUUAUUAAGUUUAUA
Molecule: messenger RNA, 1734 nt
Organism: Rhizophagus irregularis DAOM 181602=DAOM 197198
Lineage: Eukaryota; Fungi; Glomeromycota; Glomeromycetes; Glomerales; Glomeraceae
Molecular function (GO): oxidoreductase activity, acting on paired donors, with incorporation or reduction of molecular oxygen; heme binding; iron ion binding
Source: RefSeq, a predicted model, not a curated record